ACAGGAAGUGAGCCCUACGGAGGCCGCGGCGGAUCAGAAAGGGUCUGGUUGCGGCGCGCGGCGCGCGGCAGGGAACCUAUUAGCGCAGCGCAGGGGGCGCGCCGGCUCUCGGGACCCGCGGGGGGCGGCAGCAUGGAGGACGACGCGCCGGUGAUCUACGGGCUGGAAUUCCAGGCACGUGCGCUGACCCCGCAGACGGCAGAGACGGACGCCAUCCGGUUUCUGGUCGGGACACAGUCUCUGAAAUACGACAAUCAGAUCCACAUCAUAGAUUUUGACGACGAAAACAACAUCAUCAACAAAAAUGUCCUCCUCCACCAAGUGGGUGAAAUCUGGCACAUUAGUGCCAGCCCCGCGGACAAAGGCGUGCUGGCCACCUGCUACAACAAGAUCGCAGACAGCAGAGUGCUGACGUGCGCCGCGGUGUGGAGGAUGCCGGAGGAGUCGGAGCCGGGCAGCCACGAGUCCCCCGACGAGUCGUCGAGCAUGGCGCACGCCCUGGAGCUGCUGUGUGACCUGGACGGCGCGGCGGCGCACGGCAGCGUGGCCUGCGUCGUGUGGGAGCCCACGGGCGACGGGACGCGAGUCAUCUCCCUGGCGGACAACCACCUUCUGCUGUGGGACCUGCAGGCGAGCUCCAGCCGGGCCCUGCUGGCCAGCUCGGCGUCGCUGGAAGGCAAGGGGCAGCUGAGGUUCACCUCGGGGCGCUGGAGCCCGCAUCACAACUGCACCCAGGUGGCCACGGCCAACGACACUGCCGUCCGAGGCUGGGACACGCGCAGCAUGAGGCAGAUCUACUGCAUGGAGAACGCCCAUGGGCAGCUGGUGCGGGACCUGGACUUCAACCCCAACAAGCAGUACUACCUGGCGACCUGCGGGGACGACUGCAAGGUCAAGUUCUGGGACACGCGCAACGUCGCGGAGCCCGUGCGGACCCUGGAGGAGCACUCGCACUGGGUGUGGAACGUCCGCUAUAACCACUCGCAUGACCAGCUGGUCCUCACGGGCAGCAGCGACAGCCGGGUCAUCCUCUCCAACAUGGUGUCCAUCUCCUCCGAGCCCUUCGGCCACCUGGUGGACGACGACGACCUGAGCGACCAGGAGGAGCGCCGCCCGGAGGACAAGAGCCAGGAGCCCCCGCAGGACGGCGUCAUCGCCACGUACGAGGAGCACGAGGACAGCGUGUACGCCGUGGACUGGUCUUCAGCUGACCCCUGGCUCUUUGCGUCCCUGAGUUACGACGGGAGGCUCGUGAUCAACAGGGUCCCCCGGGCGCUAAAGUACCACAUUCUGCUCUGACGUCCGGGGCAGGCCGCAGCCCCCCCUGGGGACCCGCCCGCGACGCAGCGUUUGUAAACAGCGAGGGCGCCACGCACGGCCCUCCGGGCACCCAGUCCCCUCGCCGAGCGGAGACCUCGGCCUCCACCCCGGGCCUGCCUGCCCCCCGUCUCUCUGCCCCUUCUCUCCUUCAGGGACGGUGGGGCUUGUUUCACUUCAAAAAUAACCUUCAUUUCCAUGAUGUUAACUCGUCUUUCUCUUGAGAUUAAAAAUGAAGUAAACCCACGAGGCCGCA
This is a messenger RNA of Myotis daubentonii (Daubenton's bat), 1573 nucleotides long. RefSeq names its product EARP complex and GARP complex interacting protein 1 (gene EIPR1). Gene Ontology annotation, biological process: protein ubiquitination. Gene Ontology annotation, molecular function: protein binding. NCBI's taxonomy places the organism in Eukaryota, Metazoa, Chordata, Mammalia, Chiroptera, Vespertilionidae. The record is from RefSeq and is a predicted model, not a curated record.